AUGUCCAACUUUCGAGCCUGGCAGGUCGAUUUGUUCCUUCUGGAGCAUUGGCAAGAAGACUCGUCGCUAUCUGUUGAUGCCCAUCGCGAGGAAAUUUUCGCUAAAUAUGUGGCACUCGGAGUCCGUGGUCGCGAGCCGUAUCGAAACCAGCAGCGAAGACUAGAGGACAGGUCUGCACGAGAUCUUCCGCAAUAUAGUCAAGAGCUAUUGGAUCGUAUCCGCCUACCUGCUGAGCGUGAUUUAAAUGAUGACCCAUGUUGGCUCCGCACCUGCUAUGACCCUUCCUCAGAAGACUUAUGGGCUCAGAUUCAAGAUUAUAUUGAUACCAAGAUCGUCGGCCCAGGAAUUGAGUCCGAGAGCAUUGAUCCCCAGCGCGAUGAGGAAAAUGGCUAUGACCCAAAGGAGGAUGAAAACCCUUGGAUAUGCUUUUAUUCGGAGUAUCUCUUCCGGUUAGCCGCAGGGCGUAUCCAUAUCGUUGAUGAAAAAACUUUGGCCUCCGAAGGCCCCGACGCAGGGACCGUCCUCGUGAUGUGGUACGACGAGUGUGGACGGGCAAUCCGUUACUAUCGCGAGAAAGCGAUGCAUGCAGUGGAAAUUGCGAAUCUUGAAACUUGUUACCUCAAAGACUAUGCGUGCUGGAAUAAUGCGGAAAUUGGCGAAUGUUAUGAAUGGGGUGAACCCUUAGGACCCCCCUACAGCGAAAACCGCGGAGAAACCUCUAAGUAG
Penicillium cinerascens is the source of this 726-nucleotide messenger RNA. RefSeq lists its product as uncharacterized. The record is from RefSeq and is a predicted model, not a curated record. The coding region runs from base 1 to 726 and encodes 241 amino acids. The transcript is spliced from 4 exons. NCBI's taxonomy places the organism in Eukaryota, Fungi, Ascomycota, Eurotiomycetes, Eurotiales, Aspergillaceae.